AUGAAGGAUUUCAUGCAGAUAAAAAGAUUAGGUUUGUGGAAUGGGUAUCACAGGAAAUUGGAAACUUGUAAAAACUUUUUUGUUUCCAUCAACAAAAUUGGGGUGUCAGAAAAUUUUAACUACAGUUCCAAGCUAGCUAAUCCAGCUUAUAAGCAGACCAAACCAAUAUUAGAAAUAAAUAAAAAUGAGAGAAAUAAAAACAAUAUAAAUCGAUCUAAAAAUGGGAAUGAUAAUUAUGACCAUGUUAUACCAGAUGGAAAUGAUGAAUUUUAUGAAUUAAUAAAAAAAAGUUUUAAAGAAAAAAAAAAUGAUUUAGGUUUAUGGAAUAUUUAUUGUCGUGAAAUUAUGUAUAGAAUAAAUGAAAACAAUCUAAGUCCAAAAAUAAUUACAAAUUCAUUAACUUUAUUAUCAUAUACGGAAUAUGAAAAUAAUCGAAUUUUUAUUGAAAUAAUAAAUAGAUGUAUUCUUAGACUUAAAGAUUUUGAUCUAAUUCAUAUAUGCUCUAUAGUAAAUUUCUUAUGCAAAAGGAAUUUAAAAAGUAUAUAUUUAUUACAAGAAAUUCAAAAAAGAAUAAUAAAUGAAGACAAGAUUGAAUUUUUUGAUAAACCCUCAUCUCCACAUUAUAUAAGUCUUUUAAUAAAUUCGUUGAUAAAGUUAGAUUAUUUUGACAAUAUUGAAAAUAAAGAAUUUCUUAUUUUUUUACUUCAAAAGGUUGAAAAGAAGAAUCCAUCUGAGUUUAGUCUCGUAGGUUUAAGUUUACUACUUUACAAUAUAUCAAAGUUAAAAAUUGUAGAAAAAUAUUAUUUAUUUAGUCUGUAUCAAGAUCAUAUAUUAAAAUUAAAAAACCAUUUAAAUGCUAUACAAAUAAUAAAUAUUUUAAAUGCAUAUAAUACUACAAAUUAUUUAACUUUCCCAAUGUUAAUCCAACUAUUAGAUUCAUUAAUUUGUGAAAAUAAUUUUUUUAAAAAAAUUUCUUUACACCAUCUUAUCAGGUUAAUACAAACAUCUUUUCUCUUUUUAUCAAAACAUGGACAAAAUUUAUGGAUGUUAGAAAUGGAAAACCAUAUUCAUGACAAACAAAAUGGUACUAACAAUGAAUAUCAAACGGAUUAUAAAAUAGUUAUACAAAUGAACAUUCUCUUGAUUAAUUCUAUUUUUAAUGCCUUACCUUUUUGUAAAAAAAAAGAAGACAUUAUAUUAUUAUGUUCAACGAUGAGUACACACAAAGAUUUAGUAAUGAACUGCUUUGACAUUAAAAAGGAGGAAAAUCAACCUUGUUUAAUCAUAGAUAAUGUAAACGAACUAUUUAAAAUAAUGAAAACAAACUUGACAAAUUUUAUAGAUACAUGCAAUAAUAUAGAAUUGUCUAUCAUAUUUUAUUGUUAUUCAAUUUAUAAAAUAAAUGAUAUAAAUUUAUUUCAAUGUAUAAAAUUACGAGUUUUAAGAAUAUUCUCUACAUUCGAUGAAAAAACAUUUUCUUAUAUUUUUAAAGCUUUUAAAAAUUUGAAAAUAACAGAUUAUGUUUUCGAAUAUUCUUGUUUAAAUAAAAUAACACAAUUUAAUCAGUUUAAUUCUAUAAAUAAUUUAUCGAGAAUUUUAUCAGCCUAUAUAAUGAUAAGUCCUGAAAAGCAUACACCACAAAUUGCUAACAUAUUUUUUAAAUCCUUUAAACAAAUUCUAAUUCACCAUUUUGAAAAAAAACAAACUCCAUCAAUCGGAUCAGACAAUUCUCUUAACAGUGAAGAAGUAAGCCAAAUUGAAAACGGACAAGAAUGUAAUAACCAUUUUAUGGAUAUGGCAUCUGUUGUUGUUAAAUUAUUUUCAAGAGUUACACACUUAGAUAUACCAAACUUUAUAAUAUUUAUUUUAAAUAAUUUUUAUAUAUAUACAAAAAAUAUGGCAAUAAAUAAUAUGAUCAUAGUUUUAGAUUCACUUGCUAUUCUUUCAUCGAAAAUAAAAAUAAAAGAAGAUAAAGUAUAUUGGAAAAAUUAUUAUUGUAUGAUAAAUUAUUAUGUAAAUAAAAUUCUAGAAAAUAAUCAACUUUAUAAAAAUAAAAAUUUAAUGAUAAACUUUUUAAGUGCUACUGGAAAAAUCUAUCAUUCUUAUAUUCGAGCUGAUUUAGAUAAUUAUUUCAUUUUUAAUGAAAAUAAUAAUAAACCAAAUUUAUAUUCCCAAAACAUUUAUUUCAAACAAUUUUCAAUAGACAAACAAGAUAAUAACGAACUUGUGUUUAAAAAUUUUUUUUUUUUUAAAAACAUGUUAGACAAGUUGCUACCACAUUUAAAGGGUCAUAUAAAAAAUAUGACUAUCGGUGAAAUAACUGUACUUAUGGAAUGUUUGAAAAAGGAAAAUUAUUCUGAGGAAGCUACUUAUAUAAUUUUAAAAGAUGAGAAUAAAAAUAUUUUUAAUGAUUUAGUAAAAAGGUGUAUUACUAUUUUUACAAGUUAUGAAGAGUCAGAAAGAAUGGAAGCCAAAUAUUAUAUGAAUUAUAAAAAUAAAAAAAAUGGAAUAAUUAUUUUAAAAAAUUUAAUAUUAUUACAAAUAUAUAAUAAUAAAUUAGUUGAUUUAAUUGUUAAAAAUUAUAUACUUCAAUAUAAUUAUUUAUCAUCUAUUAAUUUAUUAUCACAAAGUAUAUAUUAUAUGUGUGUAUAUAAUUUAUGGACAGAAUAUUUUGUAAAAAAAAAAAAAAUUUUUUUAUUAAAAAUUUUAAUGCAAAAAAUUUAUGAACUGUUCAUAAAUAAUAAUAUUUUAAUUCACGAUUUUUCAAAUUCGAAUAUACACAUUUCUUUAAAUCAAAUUAAAAAGUUUUCCGAAGAUAUUUCAUUUGUUAAUUCAGUUAAAUAUUUACAGGAAGCCACAUUAAUUAUGUUACUAACUAUGACAACAUCACGUGAAAACAACAUAAUAUGCCAUCAAGAAAAUAUUGACAUAAAUAAUAGCGAACUUUUUUUACAUGAUAUAAAUUUUUUACGGCUAUAUUUAGCUGUUUUUAAUAUGGCUGAUUAUAUUAUGGAAAAAAAUACAAACCAUAAACCUGAGUUAUCUUCCAUAACUAUACAAAUACAAAAUAUUUUUCAAAAUUUAAAUAUUAAGAUCGAGAAUAUUACUUUAUUCCAUUUUUAUAAUAUAAUUAAAUUAUCUUUUUAG
Messenger RNA from Plasmodium vinckei vinckei, 3147 nucleotides. RefSeq names its product conserved Plasmodium protein, unknown function. The coding region runs from base 1 to 3147 and encodes 1048 amino acids. The transcript has a single exon. The record is from RefSeq and is a predicted model, not a curated record. Lineage: Eukaryota; Apicomplexa; Aconoidasida; Haemosporida; Plasmodiidae.